AGCUUAGUGUCGUUCUCGCAGCUACAGAAGCAGAUUAUCGACCUGGCCGCUACACACUUCAAACACCUCCCAGUCCGCCCUCCGCACGAGGAUCUGGCUCAGGUGCCUCACAAUCUUCCAUCCUUCUUGGGCGAUACUCCGGCAUCCAAGCAAGUUCGUGCUGCCUACAUUGCACACACCGUGUCGAAACUGAUCACGUAUCGAGUCUUUGGGCCCUUCCUAUUCAGUCUGGGCCGCCGCUACGACAAGGCCGACUCUUUGUUCCUGUCAAUGAGCAACCACAUCCGGGACAAGAGCACAAGGAAAGAAGCGAUCUGGCGUCAGCAGACCCUCCUCGCUGCAUUUACAAGCAGCGGAGCAAAGCAACGUAUUAACACCGCUGCUGGCACCGUCGUCGAAGAAAUCGUGAAUGCAAUCAAACAUUUCGCCGAUCCUAGAGAAGAGGAGGGAAUCAAGAUUGCCGUCAAGAGAAUCGUCAAGCUUGCUGCUGAGACGUGGCGUUUUGCUCGUCUUGAGCGCGAAAUGAUCACGGCUACCAUGCCAGCUCUGUACGACGAAGAGCAUCAGUUCACCGGUGGCGAGUUCUGGCCUGCUUACGAGAGCACUUACAAGUCUGAUGGCACAUUAAUAGCCUCUAUGGCCGAUACUGUGCAUCCCGCUGAUGCGCAGGCGAGACUUCUACUGAGACUUUUCCCUGUCAUCUACCGCGAAGCCAAGCACGAGAACUUCCACGCGAAUGGAGAACAGAACGAUGAAGGCUGCAUCUACCACCAUGGAAUGGCUUUGUACGAUGAUGCAGAGCCUGUAAUGGCAAGGGCGGAGGAGCUCAAAUCAGCCGGUUUGCCAUCCUUCACAACUGCUUCACCGACAAAUGCUGAAAUUGGGAAGUUUCCGCCGCCUAUGGUUCCCCCACCCAGGAACCCCCUCCCACCUACACCGGCUAUGUCUGAGAAAACGGCUUCAACAAGUGCCAAGUCGCCUCCUCCAUCUCCUGUUGAGGGAUCUGAUCGGUCACCCGAACGACGGAGGUCGCCACCGCCACCUCCUUCGUCGAUUGCUGCGUUCAACGAGCCUAUGGGUCAGCCAGUGCGAGCAUAUCAACGUCCUCCACCGGGGCCCAUCGACUUUGCAACACCACGCAACAUUAUUGGUAUGCCGCCACCUGUUGAGAGCCUCUUCACGCCAGGCCCCUCAAAGGCUUCCAAGGCUCUAUCGGAGGCGGUGUUCGUCGAGACUGGUCGCCUGCUUGCGGAGACUGCUUCUAUCCCGGAGGCGAUCGAAGAAUUGUCUGAGGAGUCACCUCAAGACAGCGAAACCCUGCCCGUGUUUCUCGAACAUGAGCCUCCAACACCACCCCAUUCUCGUUCCAGCACGCCACCACGUCCUGCGUCUCCACUGUAUGAGGCUAUGGAUGAAAUUGAGUCGCUGCAGAAUCAUCGCGCUCAUCCGUCCUUGAGGCACCGCCGCUCCACGCGUACCCGCCAGACUGAGGACGAGUUGCCAGACAUCAACCCCCGCCCUGAGACUCUACGACGAACUAGCGGUUAUGCGCUCAGCAGUCGCACCCUAAAGAGCGAGCGCAGCGAACGAACCGAGCGAACCGGAAAAUCAGAGCGCACUGAAAAACCUGACCUCAAAACCCGCUACUUGUGUGAGAGCCGCAGUGCUGGUGUCAAGGCCCUAUACCCCAACAGCCCAAUGUCGUCGCAGAGCGGCAAGGCCUUCAAGGAGGCCAUGCAGGCCAAGCGAAGCUCAAAGGAUUCGACAAAGUCCGAAAGUCACCAAAAGUGGCUGAAGGAGCAGAGAAAGCAGAGUCCUGAAAAGCAGGAAAAGCCUGGAAAGCCUGAGCGAUCUGAAAAGUCCGAGCGAUCCGACCGACCAGAGCGUUCCGAACGAUCAGAGCGCUCUGAACGACCGCGGUCCGAGAGGAGUAUGAAAGAGCUGCGGCGCGAGAAGAGCACCAGGAGCGUGAUCGACAGGAGCGUGGUCGAGACGAUCGCGGACAACGGGACCUGGGACACCAACUCCACGCUCUCCAGUCUGGAACCGAACACCCAGUACUCUGUCAACGAGCGCUAGCCUUUGGGUUCUAUCUCAGAUGUCUUGCAACGGUUUAGCGUUUCUUUUGUCAUUUCCUUUGUGACAGCGUUCGUGUUGCUUUGCGUUUCUAUUCCUUUAAUGAAGCGUGCCAGCGGAUGCAUGAGUGGAGACCGGCGACGACGCAUGGACAUGUUUAACGGCCGAAUACAGCAUAGCACGACAGUGAUGAAGUUAGCGAGCAUCGUCACGACUAAGGUCGUAUGACCGGGCGAGGUGCAGAUUACGAGGUCUGUGUUUGGCGUUUGGGGGCUUUCGCUUCAUGCUGUAAAUUAUAUGGACUACAACCUUUUGUGCAUUAUUGCCGUUAAGAUCGUUCAGGCUUUCUUUGAGUGGUGUGCUCUAUGGGCGACGUGAUGUGUAGGAAGGACCAUAUUGUCC
Molecule: messenger RNA, 2478 nt
Organism: Boeremia exigua
Lineage: Eukaryota; Fungi; Ascomycota; Dothideomycetes; Pleosporales; Didymellaceae
Exons: 2
Source: RefSeq, a predicted model, not a curated record